This is a messenger RNA of Heterostelium album PN500, 1440 nucleotides long. RefSeq names its product dynactin 50 kDa subunit (gene dynB). The transcript is spliced from 10 exons. Gene Ontology annotation, biological process: mitotic spindle organization. Gene Ontology annotation, cellular component: cytoplasm; dynactin complex. Lineage: Eukaryota; Evosea; Eumycetozoa; Acytosteliales; Acytosteliaceae. Bases 1 to 1440 code for a protein of 479 amino acids. The record is from RefSeq and is a predicted model, not a curated record.
AUGAAGCGUGUUAAUGUAGCCCCAACCAACAGAGCACCAGCCACCGUCGCCAAAGGUGGAAAUGGAAACAAUAUGCUCCGUUAUUACUCUGAAGAUGCUAUCGGUUUGAAGGUCGGACCACAAGCUGUUCUCAUUGCAAGUUUAUCAUUCAUCGGUUUUGUUAUCCUUUUACACAUCUGGGUUUAUAAACAAAACAUGUCAAAAGAAUCAAAGAGAAUAUUAAAUUUACCUGAUAUAGAUCCAACACAACCAGAUAGUUUUGAAACACCAGAUGUACCUGAAGCUGCUACUAUUGUAGUUGACGAACCAGAGUUGGUAAAUGAAAAUAUUGAAAGAGUAUCGUUGGUACCAUCGAAAGCAUUUGCAAAGUUUGCCAAUAAAAAGUUAACAAAUGACGGUGAAGACUUCUCGGAUUCAAUCUAUAAGAAACCAACAAAGCGACACUUUAAAUCACAGACUGUCUUUGAUAUCAUUCCAUCAGAUGCAACCGACGCCGACAAAAAGACAGAGACACCGCUUCAAAAGUAUCAACGUUUACAAUUCGAAGUACAAUCAUUACGUGAUGAAGUACAAAUCAUUGCUGAUUCAAAUGGUGAAGUUGAACAAGGUAUUAAAGGUGUCGAGAUGGCACAUCAAUUGGCAGAGUUACAGAAUCAAUUAUCGUUAUUGCUUGACAAUGACAAGUUAAGACCAAUCUUGGAUGAGAAUAGACAAAUAUUACAUUAUUCACAAUUAGGUGGAGAUACAUCUAAAACAUUGAUCAAUGGUAUUAAAUCAUUCACAGAGAGCAGUGGAGAAACAGCUGACAACAAUAAAGAUAAAUCAGAUUCAGCGGCAGCGACUUCAGCAACAUCAGCAAAUCAUGUAAAAUAUGAACUCUAUUAUACCGGAGAUCAAGCUAAAUAUCAACAACUUCAACGUUUAACCGAUUUAGAUAAGAGAUUAGCUCAAUUAGAGACUCUUUUAGGAAAUAAAACUGAGUUAUCAAUUCCAUUGACUCAAUCGUUGGUAGAGAUCAAAGAGAAGUUGGCAUUGUUGGAUUCUAGUAAAUUGGAUGUUCUACAACAAAAGAUGAAGCUUGUCACCAAGCAGAUGGAGUCGGUCAAGGUACAGGAUGAGUCGGUUACCAAGUCGUUGACUACCAACGAGUCAAAGAUCAAUUCAAUCUAUGAACUCAUGAACAGAUGGGAUGUAAUCGGACAACAACUACCAACGGUUAUCAACAGACUUUAUACAUUGCGAUCACUACACGAAGAAGGACUAUCAUUUUCCAAUCACAUCACACAGCUUGACAAAGAACAGUCAAACAUUACAUCUUUAUUAAAGACUAACAGUACAGUAAUGAAUAAGAUGGAUGAAUCAUUCAAAUCAAACAUGCAAACUAUUCAAUUGAAUGUCGAAGCAUUAGAGAAGAGAAUUAACGAACUUACAAAGAAAUAA